AUGGCGGACGUGAUGUACAAGUAGCUGACGUUUGCUUCGAUACGCGCGUUAACGAUUCAUUGGAACGGUCGUAUUGACAUAUUGCUGUGGUGUAUAUAUGCGUGCGUGUGUGUGAUGUGGACGGUGUGAAGUAAAAGUUUCCGGCCGAGAAAAUGUGUUAAAAAUUUGUUGAAUAUGACCGAAGGAGCGGAUUCGUUGGCGCGGAUAUGCGAGAAUUCGCUUACGACCUUGAAACUUGAGGACAAUCUCGAGGAACUUCCCCCGAGAACGAUAUCGUACAAUACCAGGAGGCCACGAUUCGGCACAGGAAACGUUCCCCUUUCGCCCUAUAUAUUAAUCGAUGGAAAGAAAUUACGAAGUUCAUUAGCUUUCACCAAGAAAUCAUCUCCGCGUCGCGUGAGUUUUCCAGCGAAUGACAAUCUACUGGUUACGGGAUAUUUGGAGCCAGCCAAUCCCUGGAAACUCGCUGAAAAUGUGAAUCAGGAAGAUUUAAUCUCUGCGUACAAGGCGUCCUGUAAAAAGCACAACACGGAUCCUCUGGAAAUCAUUAUAAGUCAACUGAAGACCUUAGAUGUAUCGAAAAGGAAUAGCGAAUUACUUAAUUUAAAAGGACAGACGUUGGAUCCCGAUCACUGUGAACCAUUGGAAGAAAUUUUUAAAAGAGUUCAAUUUAAUAAAGUUGAUUUAGAAGCGACGUCUUUGGACGAUGAGAGCUCUGUGAUAUUAUUCGAUAUGCUAGAAUAUUACGAUUCAGCGAGACACCUGAAUAUUUCGUCGAAUCCAAACAUUCUGAUUCAGGGCUGGCACGCGUGCGCCAAUUUCAUAAGAAAGAGUCAAUGUUUGAAACAUUUCGAAGCUAAGGAUGUGACGCUUAACGAACAGCAUAUGAACAUUUUAAGUCGAGCAUUGCGGGUAGUCUGCCAUUUACACGUGCUAAAUUUAGAAAAUUGUGGACUUUCAGGAGGAUCGAUCGUCACACUAGUUUCAGCACUGAAAAUGAACACUGGAAUAAGAGAACUGAAUUUAGCCGACAACGGGCUUAAUUUCUACGACGCGAUACAGCUUGGUUCUCUUCUUAGGUUUAAUAACCAUAUACAACUUCUUGAUAUUAGCAACAAUAACAUUCAAGACGAUGGUGUUCGCGAUAUCUUAGAAGGUCUCAUUAAUCAAUUAAACGAAGACAAGGAUGGUAAAGGCUUAAAUGUAUUAAUAUUAUGGAAUAAUCAACUUACGCAAAAAUCGUCUCCCUAUUUUUCACGCAUUAUAGCAUUGUACAAAACCUUAGAAACAUUAAAUAUUGGAAAGAACACGUUGACCGAUGAAUUGUUGUUCGCCAUAAAGGAUGCAUUAAAAAAGAACCGUAUUUUAUUGCAAUUGGGGAUCCAAUCAACUGAACUUACGUGUAACGGAAUCGUCACAUUGUCCGAGAUCAUUGAAAUAAAUCAGGUUUUGCAAAGGAUAGACUUGCGAAAUAACGAUAUACAAAUGACCGGAUUAAGGGCUCUGAAUUCGGCUAUGAAAAAGAACAGAAGCAUCAUCAAGGUCGAUUUGGACGAUAAACCGAAAACGAUAGUAGAGGAUCUAGCGGAGACGUUGCACCAGUACUCGCAGCUGGUAGCCGAGAUCGAAGUUCGUUGCUCGGAGAACGAACAGAGUCGUACUACGGAAGAAAACAUCGAAGGUUUUGAUAGUUCACGUCAUAGCAUUCUCUGUAGCACGAAUUCUCGUAAGAUCUCGCUCACCUGUCAAACUCUACCAUGUUCUAUACCGACCAUGAUUACAAUACAGAGUAACGCAUCAGGUGGAUCGAUGCUCGAACCGAAACGUAUAAAUGGAGGUCGUCUACGUUCCCCGGCCCUUAGUCCAGCUUCUUCGCCGAUAGUUAGUCCGAUUCCAAGUCCCUCUCGAAGCCGUUUUGUAGUAUCCCGUGUUCCGGAAACGUCAUUAUGUUCAACAAAUUCCUCCCCAAUUACUAUAUCCCUGGAAUCACCAACCUGUCUCGCUUCUUCUGCAAGUGGGUCAUCUAGAUUUCGCGUUUCGGUCGUUGAAUCAGCAAAUACUAUACCUUCUCUUAAACCAGUUGUUCCUACGUCCAACGAUGACAUUUCUUACGAUUUAAAUUUUCAAAUCGACAGUGCACAAUCUAAAUUAGAAACGGAUAAUCAUCAAGAUAUAAAAAAUUUUCAGAAGACUUCGAGCAAAAUAUCUUACUUAAUUCCAAACGAAAUGGAAAAGAGGCAUAUAAGCACUAAAUUAGUUCUAAAACAAAGUGUGCAGUCUGUUGCUUGUAAAAACGAAGAAUUUCUCGACGUGCAAAGCUCAGAGAACAAUUGUACCAAUUAUAAUAAAGGCGAGGAAGUUUCCAGUUGUAUUAUACUAGACGAAUCUGUAACUGACGAAAAGCAUGACGUGCAAAACUCAGAGAAUAAUUGUACGAACUAUAGAAAAGACGAAAAACUUUCAAAUUGUAUUAUAGUAAGCGACGAAUCUGUAAUCACCGACGACGAUUGCACUCAGAAAGAGGCUCCGAAUUUAGACAAGUUGCUCGCGCUAUUCCAACAUCCGAAAUGUUUCUUUCCUAUUGGCCACUCUGAAAGUACAUUUCAAGAUGGGACGAACUUCCAUUGUUACUUAAACGAGAACAGAAAUGCUUCUAUACAAGAAACCAGUAAGUUGAAGUUUUUCAAUGUGUCACGGAUAUUUAAUUUUAAAGGUUUCACGAGCAUCUUUCCCUCGUAUUCAAAUUUUUUGCUCAGAAAAGAACUUAAAAAUAAUGUAAUUGGUACAGAAAGAAUCGAUAAUAACAAUGACAAUGAACUUUUAGACGUUCGUCUAAAGAAAGAAGUUAAUGUGAUCAGUUUAGGUGAUCGAUUAGUGCCAGAGGAAGUGCGAUCGAAAUUUUUAUUACCUGAAAAUUAUGUUGUUUCGAACAUGGCAAUCGACAGUUUGAAAAUGUUAAAUAAUGGUUUAUUAACUGGCGUCUCUGAGAGCAACAUUAUUGUACCUUUGUCUGUUUUGAAAGCAAGCAUCGAGGACGUGAAAGAAGCACUGGAGGAAGUAGAUCCCAUGCUGGCGAAAGAAACGUGUGAUAAAAGAUUAACGGACAGUAUUAAUUUUGCUAGUGAUAGUAACUCGUUGUUUUGUAAUAUAAUGCGUGGUGUAACGAAUGUAAACGACGCACGCGUUGUAAAUAGGAUCGAGAAUGUGCACAAUUUAGUAAUAUUAAAGUUAAACGCGAAGCAUUAUAUCGAAAAUGGUUCUGUUUUAAACGUAGAGAAUAAGCAGACCGAUUUCCCAUUGUGUGAUUGUAAUGUGUAUAAUAAAUCGGUGACGUGGAAGAUGAACGUAGGAAGAAAUUGUUCAAAUAAUAAAGUUACCAAAACGCAUAGUAUUUAUAAUAAUAAUAAUAAUCGUAGGAAAGAUUUCACAAACGUGCGUAGCGAUAAAGUAGGAAAAAGUUGGCAAAGCACUAUUGUAAAUAGUAGAUCAGGAUCGUCGAAGAAGAGUUUCAUGUACGAGGAUAUUAAUAUUGAUUCAGACGAUCCCUGUACAGAUUUAUAUACUUCGGUUAUUUAUAAAGACGUUACGAAUCCAUUAAGAAUACAAGAAGUAUUAAAAAUGCUCGCCGCAAAGAACGACAGAUAUUUUGAGUCGCGUGAUCCGAAAGAAACGAAAAUCGGUUACCUGCUGAUGGUGAAUUUGUUCAGUAGAUUCAAGAAAAUAGACAUUGUUUCUAUACCGAGAGCUUAUUGUUGCGUGACAUACUUCGAUAAGUCUAUUCCCAGAGAUCUUAUAUUUUAUGUAGACGAUUAUGUCAACAGGAUUUCCGACGAAGAAGACAACGCGUCAGAAAUUAUUUCCAGUAGUUGUCCGAACAAAGCUAUUAAAUUGGAGACCUCGAUUAAUGACUUAUCUCGAGUAUCGAACUCGGACAUGAAUUUUGUAAUUCAAAGGCCAGAGAAUCUUCAAAGAGGGAACGAAGAUUCUAGAAUCGAAGGGAAAAGCAUUUCUACCAGUCGUAGCAGUCAAGAAAGCAUGGGAUUUCAUAAAAUACAAAAAUACAAAGAAAACAAUGAUUCUGAAACUGACGAAAAAUAUUCAAUUGGGAAUUGGAAGAAAAGUGUAAACCCUUCAAAGAAAAAUGACACGCGCGGUAAUGCUAUGGACAAUAUAUUCAUGUUCCGGAAAUUCGGAUCGAAUAUCGUUCAACGCGUGAAGCUGACGAAUCCGGACGCGAUAAGCGACAUAACCCACAAGUAUCUGAACACAAUUAAAUGCGCGGUGGCUACGUCGAUGUGUUCGAAGGUUGCGGCGAACGCGAGAAAUAAUGCGACGGUCGAUAUUAUUUCCGACGAGAGCGCUAACGUUGCCGAGCCGUCGACGGUUAUUCACGCGACGAGGUACCUGAAAUCUUUGGGAGGAUUCAGCGUGACAAGGGACAGGACAAUUCAGCACAAAGUAAGACAAUAAAUAUGGACGAUGAAGAAACGGAAGUGAAGAAAGAGGUAAAUAGAAAUGAAGAUGCGGAAGUGGAAGAAAGGAGAUACGC
Messenger RNA from Colletes gigas, 4549 nucleotides. RefSeq lists its product as uncharacterized. Gene Ontology annotation, molecular function: protein binding. The transcript is spliced from 12 exons. The record is from RefSeq and is a predicted model, not a curated record. Bases 175 to 4470 code for a protein of 1431 amino acids. NCBI's taxonomy places the organism in Eukaryota, Metazoa, Arthropoda, Insecta, Hymenoptera, Colletidae.